Messenger RNA from Bursaphelenchus okinawaensis, 3640 nucleotides. The record is from the annotation of a GenBank genome assembly. Lineage: Eukaryota; Metazoa; Nematoda; Chromadorea; Rhabditida; Aphelenchoididae.
AUGCUGUUAUACAACAUAAGACAAGUAGUACAGAUAGUAGACGAUGAUACGGAGUUCUUGACAGGCAAAGAUAUGUCUAACAUCAAAGUAAGUGUAAUACUAGGUUGUUAACAUAAUUCUGUGCUCUCUCUCAAAGCAAAUUUUUGGUUAUAGAGAGCACAAAAUUAUUUGAAAAAUAUAAUAUUUACAGGCGCAGUUAUACACAUAUGUAUAUAUGAUAUUUACUGAUGUAAUUUAAAUAAGAAAGGAAAAUUCAAGUUUACGGCUUAAGUUAAUUACAUCACCAAAAUCGUCACUGUAUUUUACCUUUUUUUUAUUUGUAAACCAAACAUACUUUUAACCAUCAUUAAGUACAAUAUUCGUAAAUACUUUAAAGUGCAUUGUAAUUUAAACAGAUUUAAAAGUAUUUGUAUGACUCAAUUACGUUGUGUCUGGUAAUUCCUUUUGAAAGCCAGUAAUUGUUUACAUUGUUGUUUUGUUAAAGAUUAAUGACAUUUCAAUUAGGUGUUGACAUGUGACCAAGCGUCAUUGGCCAUUUUGGUCGAAAAUGGGAAAAUCAAACAAGUUGGACAGUACGAUAAGGUAUGUUUCCUUCUUCUGAAGCUAAUUUCUUGGCUUUACAGUAAUAGUUUAUGUCAUUUUUUACAUUUUUAGCUAGUAUUUUAAUAUAAUUCCAUUUUUAGGUAACAUUUUUUUAUAAAAUAACUUAAGAUAACUUAAAAACUAGUAAAACUAUCUAAAAUAUGUAUGAUAACAUAUUAAAAUGUUCAAAUAAUUCCGCGCUCAUCACAAAGCAAAUUUAGCGGUUUUAGGGGCACAGGAUUAUUUGAAUAACCUAUAAUAUUAAAAUUGUUAAACUUUUUUCAGCUAAAAGGUCAAGCACAGCCUGAAGUAAAUUGCAAUGGAGGUACGGUGAUUCCAGGACUAGUAGAUGGCCAUUCUCAUCCUGUGUUUGCUGGUGAUCGGGUCAAUGAAUUCGCUAUGAAACUGGCUGGAGCUACUUACAUGGAGGUAACUUUGAACAACUUUUUAUGUAAAAAUCGUUUUAUUGCUAAAGUAUGGCAAAAAAUCACUGAAACCCAUUGAGACCUCGAGCCCAUUGAGACCCCAAACGCCCAUUGAGACCUUGAAAGGAGGGUCGGCGAAGGCUUUAGUGUAUUCGGCGGAGGCUUUAGGAGGGUCGGCGGAGGCUUCAGGGCAUUCGGCGGAGGCUUUAGGGAAUUCGGCGGAGGGUCGGCGAAGGCUUUAGUGUAUUCGGCGAAGGGUCGGCGGAGGCUUUAGUGUAUUCGGCGGAGGGUCGGCGGAAGCUUUAGGAGGUUCGGCGGAGGCUUUAGUGUAUUCGGCGGAGACUUUUAUGCAUCCGCCGUGUAUCUACCCAAUUUUAUCCCUAACCUUUUUAGCCCUACCCAACCUUACCCUUGCUCAUUUUACCCUACCCAACUAUACCAUACCCAUCCUUUAUAAUAUACCAUACUAUACCCUAUUGUACUUAAUAUACCGUAUCCCACCAUAACCUAUCCUAUCUACCAUGCUAAACCCUACAAUACUCUACUAUACAAUACCAUACCAUACUUUACAAUACCAUACCAUACCAUACCAUACCGUACCAUACUAUACCAAACUGUACCAUACCUUACCUUAUUCAACCUUAUACAAAACUACCGUGUACUAUUUGUGUGUAUAGUAGAAUAAGUCAGUAAAACAACAUAAAUGGUAUAAUAUAGUCAAGUAUAGUAUGGCAUAGUAUGGGAUAAUAUGGUACGUUAUAUUAUUACUAAGUUCUCCGCCGAAUCCCCUAAAGCCUCCGCCGACCCUCCUAAAGCCUCCGCCGAACCUCCUAAAGCCUUCGCCGAACCUCCUAAGCCUCCGCCGAAUGCCCUAAAGCCUCCGCCGACCCCCCGUCGAAUCCCAUAAAGCCUCCGCCGAAUUCCCUAAAGCCUCCGCCGAAUCCCAUAAAGCCUCCGCCGAAUGCCCUAAAGCCUCCGCCGAAUGCCCUAAAGCCUCCGCCGAAUGCCCUAAAGCCUCCGCCGACCCUCCGCCGAAUCCCAUAAAGCCUCCGCCGAAUCCCCUAAAGCCUCCGCCGAAUGCCCUAAAGCCUCCGCCGAAUGCCCUAAAGCCUCCGCCGACCCUCCGUAGAAUCCCAUAAAGCCUCCGCCGAAUUCCCUAAAGCCUCCGCCGACCCUCCGCCGAAUCCCAUAAAGCCUCCGCCGAAUCCCCAAAGCCUCCGCCGGCCCACCUUUCAAGGUCUCAAUGGGCGUUUGGGGUCUCAAUGGGCUCGGGGUCUCAAUGGACCCGGGGUCUCAAUGGGCGCGAGGUCUCAAUGGGAGGGAUUCCAAAAAAUACUUGAAACAACGUAUAUUUGCUUCAAUAACGGUCUAUUUUUAUUACAAUGUAAAGCUCUUUGACUCGAAAUUGAGCUAUAUCAAGAGAAUAAACACUACCUACCUUCAGGUUCAAAAAGCUGGUGGUGGAAUUCACUUCACAACGCAGAAAACCCGUGAAGCUUCUGAAGCCGACCUCCUCAAUGACUUCAAAACCAUCCUAUCUAAAAUGCUCUCAUCUGGCACGACAACUCUUGAAGCCAAGUCCGGCUACGGUCUUGACACCGCGACUGAACUCAAGAUGCUAAAAGUAAUCAAUCAGGCUUCCCAAGAGUCUCCAGUCGAACUCUCGGCUACAUUUUGUGGAGCUCAUGCUGUACCAAAAGGUGUUAGUGAACAAGAACAAACCGAUCUUAUUGUUAAUGAAAUGAUACCUAAACUGACAGAAGAACGACGGAACGGUGGGUUAAAGACAUUGGAGAACAUUGACGUGUUUUGUGAAAAGAACGUGUUCGAACUGGAGACGACGAAGAGAAUUCUGAAGGCUGGAGUUGAGGCUGGAUUGCAUAUUAACAUCCAUGCUGAUGAGCUUCAUCCAUUGGGUGGGGCUGAGUUGGCUGCUGGACUAAAGGUAAGUUUUAGAUUAAAAAAUAUUUUAAAACAAAGUUUUUUGAAGUUGUAGUAGGUAUUCUCCUUUCCUAAAUCUACUACAAUAUCAUAAUAUCUUAAUUUCUCCAGGCCAGAGCAGCCAGUCAUCUAGAAGAAAUUAGUGAAAAUGGCAUACAAGGAAUGGCCAAAUCAGGCACAGUAGCCGUCUUACUACCCACAACUGCCUAUAUCUUACGCUUACAACCCCCACCAGCUAGGAAGAUGAUCGAUUCAGGAGUUACAGUAGCCUUGGGAUCUGACUUCAACCCAAAUGCUCAUUGCUUCGCACUUUCAAUGGUUAUGCAUCUGGCUUGUGUUUUGUUCAAAAUGAGUAUGCCUGAGGCGUUGGUGGCUAGCACGUUGAAUGCUGCUCAUUCUUUGGGCAGGGGUAGAAGUCAUGGUGCUAUUGCGGUGGGUCUUUUAACGUUUUUUUGAAAUUUUUGGGUUAUACGUUCAACAAUAUUAUUCUAGGUAUGGUAUAAUAAUGUUAUCCUAAGUGAUGAUUGAGAUAUUAAAGUUUACUUUUUGCUUUAUUUCAGCCUGGUCGUGUUGCCGACCUUGUCGUGGUCGAUGCUCAUCGUUGGGAACAUCUGAUUUACCAAUUCGGCUCUCACCACGAUCUUAUUCGUUUUGUCUUCAAAAACGGUUCUAUAGUAUACGAAAGGAAGUAG